Messenger RNA from Amoebophrya sp. A25, 182 nucleotides. The record is from the annotation of a GenBank genome assembly. Lineage: Eukaryota; Dinophyceae; Syndiniales; Amoebophryaceae.
CGGCAGUUGUCUCGCUUGCAAAAAUGCGUCCUACGGGUUUACAACCAAACUCGGCAGUCGCGCCUCAACAGCAAGUUAUGCAGCCUGUGUCGCUGCUCCAGACCCCAGAGGAAAUCAAACGAAAUACAGUGGGGCUGAGAUCAUCGAACUCCCCGCACGACCUCUUGCAAGCUGCAGUGGAC